Messenger RNA from Aspergillus clavatus NRRL 1, 462 nucleotides. Its product is annotated as mitochondrial 54S ribosomal protein uL11m. Gene Ontology annotation, biological process: translation. Bases 1 to 462 code for a protein of 153 amino acids. NCBI's taxonomy places the organism in Eukaryota, Fungi, Ascomycota, Eurotiomycetes, Eurotiales, Aspergillaceae. The record is from RefSeq and is a predicted model, not a curated record. The transcript is spliced from 2 exons. Gene Ontology annotation, molecular function: large ribosomal subunit rRNA binding; structural constituent of ribosome. Gene Ontology annotation, cellular component: ribosome; mitochondrial large ribosomal subunit.
AUGGCGAAGAAAGCAUUGGCCAAAGAUCAGAUCGUCAAGCUCAUUGUGGGAGCUGGACAGGCCAGCCCGAGUCCCCCCGUCGGUCCAGCCCUGGGUAGCAAAGGUGUCAAGAGUAUGGAUUUCUGCAAGGAAUUCAACGCCAGAACCGCACACAUCAACACGGGAGUGCCCAUUCCCGCCCGAGUGACCGUCCGUCCCGAUCGCUCCUUCACCUUCGACCUCCGCACGCCGACGACGACAUAUCUCCUCCUGCAAGCGGCGAAUGUGGAACCCCGCAAGAACCGAAUCCGCGGCGCCAUGAACCCCGGCCACGAGACCAUCGGCAAGGUCUCCCUGAAGCAUGUGUACGAGAUCGCCAAGAUCAAGCAGUCCGAGACGCGGUUAUCGGGCCUGACUCUCCCGGGGCUGUGCAAGAGUAUUAUGGCGCAGGCCAAGUCCAUUGGUAUCCAGAUUGUUCCUUGA